Molecule: messenger RNA, 2105 nt
Organism: Pogona vitticeps (central bearded dragon)
Lineage: Eukaryota; Metazoa; Chordata; Lepidosauria; Squamata; Agamidae
Gene: MARCHF2
Product: membrane associated ring-CH-type finger 2
Biological process (GO): protein ubiquitination
Molecular function (GO): zinc ion binding; ubiquitin-protein transferase activity
Source: RefSeq, a predicted model, not a curated record
CUUAAAGAGGGGCGGUCGCUUCUCCCCCAACAGGGACACCCAUUGGCACUAGGCUGAGUCAACCAAAGGACUCCGGGCACCGAUUGGUUAGACGCAGGGCGAAGGGGCGGGCUCGAGGCGUCCAGUCAGGUGCGCAGCUUCCGCGGACGACGGAGGAGGAGGCGGCGGCGGUGGCGGCCGGAGGAGCGGCCUCCAUCCCGGGGCUCCUACCGUCCCCACCACCCUGGAGGCAUGGGGCGGACCAGGCCCCGGCCCUGAGGGAAACGGCGGAGAAGCGGACGGACGGAAGGGCGGGGCGCUGGCGGAAGGGGCGGGGCACAGGCCUUGCCAUGCCUCUGCCUUUGAGUUGUUGAGGCCAGUGGGCGCCCUCUCGCCACCGCCAUGACCACCGGCGACUGCUGCCACCUCCCGGGUUCCCUGUGCGACUGCCCGGGCAGCGCUGCCUUAUCCAAGUCGGUGGAAGAAGCUGACCUCGGGCGGCCCCAAUAUGUCACCCAGGUCACCGCCAAGGACGGACGCCUGCUCUCGACCGUCAUCAAAGCCCUGGGGACGCAGAGUGAUGGUCCCAUCUGCCGGAUCUGCCACGAAGGGGGGAGUGGCGAGGGCCUGCUCUCGCCCUGCGACUGCACGGGCACCUUGGGGGCCGUCCACAAGAGCUGCCUGGAGAAAUGGCUCUCCUCCUCCAACACAAGCUACUGUGAGCUUUGCCACACCGAGUUUGUCAUCGAGCGGCGGCCACGGCCCCUGACGGAGUGGCUGAAGGACCCUGGCCCACGCAAUGAGAAGCGGACUCUUUUCUGUGACAUGGUAUGUUUCCUUUUCAUCACUCCGUUGGCCGCCAUCUCCGGCUGGCUCUGCCUUCGAGGGGCCCAAGACCACCUGCAGUUCAACAGCCGCCUGGAGGCCAUUGGGCUGAUCGCCCUCACCAUAGCACUUUUCACCAUCUAUGUCCUCUGGACGCUGGUGUCAUUCCGCUAUCACUGCCAGCUCUACUCCGAGUGGCGAAGGACCAAUCAAAAAGUCCGCCUGAUGAUCCCGGACGCCAAGCACCCCCCGCACCCCAUUCCGCACUCCUUGCUCUCCGCUAAGCUCCUCAAAAAGAAAGCCGACGAGACGACGGUGGUGUUGGCACCCACAAAGACUCUCUGAAACAAUCAAGCCAGUGGGAGGGGGCGCUUGCUGCUGGCGCCUCCCCUCCGUCCGGCAAGACCAUGGAAAGACAACCAAGCCCCGGGUGCGUGCAAUGAGCCCGGGCCACGGCGCACCAAGGGACCGUCUGCUGUUGGCCAAGGCUCCAACCUCAAGUUACAAGACGCAGCAAGGGGGUGGGGACGAAAGCCUUUCUGUCUAUAUUCAUAUAACUCUAUAUUAUCCUAAUUAUUGAUGUAAUUAUAAUUUUAUUCCUGUUCUUAAUUUUCAAUAUCCCCCCCCCCCCGCUUUUUCUUCUUUUUCAGCAUUCAGGUCCCUAAAGGGGUCCCAGGUAUUCCCCCAGGUAGAGACGGCAGGCAAGCUGUGUCCACACCUCUUGCCUUUAGUCAUAUUUCCUUGUGUCCGUUUAACAUCCAGGGGAAAAAUCGAGGUUGCUGUGGUAGGGAGGGAAGGGCCUUCCUUUGGAAACUGUGAAACGGGUGGGGCAGUUGCAGUUGUGGGGGGGGGAGGAAAAAAAUACAGAAAAAUCCCACUGUGACUUCCUUAAUCUCUCCACACAGCCCGCGGAUUUAUCCCUUGUCUGAUUACAUUCUGGGAACAUAAUUGGUGCUUUUAUAAAGAAUUCGGGAGCACAGGGAAAAGUUUACUCUCCCCCUUCCCAUCCUCUUUCCGCCCUUAUUCAAACGCCUCACAACCCUUUCCCUCUUUUUGCACUACAUGGAAUAUUUUGUGGGAAGAGCCAGGAGCUGUCUGGCUCCCCUCCUCAUUCCCCGCCUGGCCCCCACGUCCUUUGUUUUUGUCUGUGAUGUUGCUCUCUCCAGUUUAGAGGGUUCUGUGCAUUUGAGAAUGGGUUUGAAGUAUAAUAAAUAAUCCCAGGAGGAGUAAAAACAAAGAAAAAAAAACCUGUAAUGUUGAACUGGAGGUUUGGUUUUCUUAAAAAUAAAUAAAUGCUGUAA